Boleophthalmus pectinirostris (great blue-spotted mudskipper) is the source of this 396-nucleotide messenger RNA. RefSeq names its product protein Bouncer-like. NCBI's taxonomy places the organism in Eukaryota, Metazoa, Chordata, Actinopteri, Gobiiformes, Gobiidae. Bases 7 to 396 code for a protein of 129 amino acids. The record is from RefSeq and is a predicted model, not a curated record. The transcript has 3 exons.
GAGGAGAUGGCGUGGGUUUUGUGCGUGCUGCUGUUCCUGAGUUCUCUGGUCGCUGUGGCUCCUCUCUUCUGUUACACGUGUGUGUUUCCGGUGGUCUCUCCAGGGGAGUGUAUCCGGUUCCCAGUGAAGUGUCCUGUGGAGCAGCUGUGUCUGUCGAGUCGUGCAGUCGGACGCAGAGGGGACUUCCAGGUGGAGGUGACGGAGCGGAGCUGUGUAGCGGCGUCCAUGUGCGGGCAGACGGGACACAAACACGCGCUGGGACUGAACUUCACUUUUUACAACACUUGCUGCGACACCAACCUGUGCAACAGCGCCCCCACCUCUAGCGCCAACUACUGGAGCGCCUCUGCUAUUACACUGCUGCUCGGCCUCUCUGUGGGGAACGCCGCCCUCUAG